This is a messenger RNA of Anisakis simplex (herring worm), 288 nucleotides long. NCBI's taxonomy places the organism in Eukaryota, Metazoa, Nematoda, Chromadorea, Rhabditida, Anisakidae. The record is from the annotation of a GenBank genome assembly.
AUCGCUCGAAUGACCGGCGUUCGAACAGAUCAGCAAACAUGGGCUACUGUUAUAUACGAUGAUGCGUGGAUAAAAAAUGAGACAGCUGGUGGAUGCCGUAAUUAUAUCGAUACUUUCGUGAAUAAUCCACAGUUUCGAAUCCAUCUGACUGACUCGGAUCCGGAUAAGGAUGACGACCUGUGUACGGUGAUAAUAGCAGUGAUGCAGAAGUAUCGUCGUGAGUUGAAAUAUGCCGGAAUUGGGAAUGUUGGCAUUGGAUUCGAAGUUUAUGAUGUUGGUUUUAGUUGA